AUGAGUGAACCGAAUGCAAUGUACAAUCCGAUCAAUCACUAUGGCUUACCAUCAAAGGUAGCACAAGAGGCGUACGGCUUAUUUAUGAAAUUUGAUCGUAAUCGUAAUGGUUCAAUUACAUUAGAUGAAAUACAAGAAUGUGUGAGACUUGCGAAAGUACAAUUUGAAGAUACUGAUAUGGAUAAGAUGCUUCUUAAAUAUAUGGAUUUAAAUGAAGAUGGUACUGUAUCACUUGAUGAAUUUAUGAAGUUUAUGGCUGCUGUUCAUCGUAAUGAAUGUCAGGAAUUUAAACCAUUUGUUACCGAUGUCAAAAAAUGA
Messenger RNA from Rotaria sp. Silwood1, 318 nucleotides. The record is from the annotation of a GenBank genome assembly. NCBI's taxonomy places the organism in Eukaryota, Metazoa, Rotifera, Eurotatoria, Philodinida, Philodinidae.